This is a messenger RNA of Otolemur garnettii (small-eared galago), 513 nucleotides long. It is a transcript of the gene HEPN1, whose product is annotated as hepatocellular carcinoma, down-regulated 1. Lineage: Eukaryota; Metazoa; Chordata; Mammalia; Primates; Galagidae. The record is from RefSeq and is a predicted model, not a curated record.
AUGGUGGAAAAUUUGAUGGAAGAGGAGGCUAUGGUGAUAGAGGUGGUGAUAGCAGAGAGACAGACAGAGCUAGAGCUUAAGAGGUCAGGGAGGGGCCGAGGCUUGGAGGCAUUGGGGAAGAGAGGAAGGAACACACAGAGGGCCUCCUUCUCUUUCAGCUUUUAAAUGCUGUCACCUCACACAGCAGAUUACUGCCUCUCCUAUGAACUGGUGUGCAAGAGGUGGAGGCACGGGCAUGGCCUGGCUGCAUGGUGGCCACCCUCUCCUUAUCUGAUGUCAGUGUGAUUAGGGAGUCUGCUCUUGUCCUGUAUCUGGGGAUCUGAGCAUCUGGGGACCAGAGAGGAUGGUGCCGGUCGGGGUAGAGGCCAAAGGUUGAAACGUGUUCCCAUGACUCUCCACCCUCAGCCAUGUUGGGGGGGAUUAGAACCUUAUUCUCUUUACAGGUGGAAGAAGCUCAACAACCUUCUGGAGCAGCGGUUCUCAACCUGUGGGUCGCGACCCCUUUGGGGGUCG